AUGGCUAAGCGAAAUCUAAAAUGCAUUGACUUAAAUAGAAAAAUCGAACUCAACUAUGCAAAGGACAACCCUACGCAUGGUGUUCGAGUUAUUGCAGCUAAAUAUGGUAUCGGGAAAACUCAGGUAUCGAAAAUUUUGCAGAAUAAGGCAACCAUUCUCGCGAGCUAUGAAAACAACAAUGGUCAUAUCAAACUUAAGAGAAUCAAAACGGGAAAGUAUGCCAAUGUAAACGAUGCUGUUUGGGAUUGGUAUCAAAUGUGCCGUAAUUUUAACAUACCCAUCUCUGGUACUAUGAUACAAGAGGAAGUGAUGAUCAUUGCUGAAAGACUAGGUUUGAAUGAAUUCACAGGAUCAAAUGGAUGGCUUGAGAAAUUCAAGAGACAGCAUAACAUCGGUCAGAGGGCAGUGUCAGGAGAGGAAGCUGGAGUGAACCCAGAGACGGUAGAAAGCUGGAAAGAAAGGGCCAGAGAAAUCACUAGAGGGUGGGAUGCUAAGAACGUUUGGAAUGUGGACGAAACUGGUUGCUUAUGGAGAGGACUUCCAGAGAAAAGCUUGAAUGAACGAGGCAUGCGUUGUAGUGGCGGGAAAAAGUCAAAACAAAGGAACACUUGGGCAUUCUUUGUUAAUGCAGCGGGAGAGAAUGAACCUCCAAUAGUUAUAGGUCGGUCUGAGAACCCGCGCUGUUUUAAGAAUCUACAGAACAAGCAGGUAUUUUGCAAACGACAAAGCAUGGAUAAGAACUGA
Molecule: messenger RNA, 744 nt
Organism: Nematostella vectensis (starlet sea anemone)
Lineage: Eukaryota; Metazoa; Cnidaria; Anthozoa; Actiniaria; Edwardsiidae
Product: tigger transposable element-derived protein 4-like
Exons: 1
Coding region: 1-744 (247 amino acids)
Cellular component (GO): nucleus
Molecular function (GO): DNA binding
Source: RefSeq, a predicted model, not a curated record